GUUGUGCUGUAGAAGGUUGCUAGGUGGGGUGGGUAUGGUGGUGGGUUUGGUGGCUAGGGCAAGGGAAUGGAAAAGUCUAGGGGGUGAGGAAUCAUGUUAGAGCAAAAAUGGGUAAAGUCAAUAAUGAAAGAGGGUAAAGGAAAUGAUUGAUUGUGACAAACAAACAACAUCAAAGAUAAUGGGGUAUGUUCAUUCCCUUUCCUUUUUAUUAUUAUGCCCAACCAAACAACCCUUUACAAUCCAAAUCCACCGUUAAAUUAGUUGCUAACUUCCAACUUCCCACUACUUGAAAAUUAAAAAAAAUCUUCUUCAAUUCUUCAAAUUUUCCAGAAAUAAAAAUGGCUACUACUGCUACUGUUGCUUCUUCUCUUUCUUAUCAUCUCUUCGACAUUCAUUCGUACUCCCGCCAUUUCAGUAAUCACCUGCAAAUCUCUCCAUUCUCCCGCGCAAUUCCUUUCUUCAAUUCCAAUUUUUCCAAUCGAAACCCUAAAUCCCCUUUUCGUUUUCGAGCUCUUCCCAAAUCCAAAGACCCCAAAUCUUCAACUCCUCCUCCUUCAAAUUCAUCUUCUUCUAACUCUAAUUUACAAUCACCUCCACUUCUUCGCUUCAGAGAUGCAGUUAAAUUGGAUGAUCUUGGUCGGGAGAUAUUGUCGAUUGCAUUGCCUACUCUUUUGUCUUUAGCUGCUGACCCCAUCACUUCUCUUGUUGAUACUGCUUUUGUUGGUCAUUUGGGGUCAACUGAAUUAGCAGCAGUUGGGGUGUCAGUAUCAGUGUUUAACUUGGUAUCAAAAUUGUUUAAUGUCCCGUUGCUGAAUGUUACAACGUCCUUUGUUGCUGAAGAGCAGGCAUUAGUCAGUAUGCAGAAUGAAACAUCUAAUCAAGCUGGCCAAGAUUAUGAAGAAAGGAAAAAAGUCCUUCCUUCAGUGUCUUCAUCUUUAGUUCUUGCUGCUGGCCUUGGUGUUGCCGAAGCUGUGGCACUUUCAGCUGGAUCGGGAACUCUAAUGAAUAUUAUGGGUAUAUCUGUUGAUUCACCCAUGCGUCAGCCAGCAGAGGAAUUCCUAACGAUGAGGGCUUUUGGUGCUCCUCCUAUUGUCAUUGCACUUGCUGCACAGGGUACUUUCCGAGGACUUAAAGAUACGAAGACACCAUUGUAUGCCAUAGGAGUUGGAAACUUACUCAAUGCAAUUCUAGAUCCAAUCUUGAUAUUUUUCUUUAGCUUUGGUAUUGGUGGUGCUGCAACCGCCACCGUGAUCUCUGAAUAUGUGAUAGCCUUCAUCCUACUCUGGAAGUUGAAUAUAGACGUAUCUCUGACUUCUCCAAGUAUUGAUGGUGGAAGAUUUAUCCAAUAUCUUAAAUCAGGAGGGCUCUUGAUUGGAAGGACCUUAUCAGUCCUUGUGCCCAUGACAUUAGCCACAUCUUUGGCUGCGAGGGAAGGUCCCAUACCAACAGCUGGAUAUCAAAUUUGCUUAGAAGUUUGGCUGACGAUAUCAUUGUUGACUGAUGCUUUGGCACUUGCUGGACAGGCUCUUCUAGCUGGCGAUUACUCCCAAGGUAAUUAUGUGCAGGCUCGCCAGGUUGUACAUAGAGUGUUGCAGAUAGGCUUUAUAGUUGGAAUGGGUUUGGCUGUCAUGUUAUUCCUUGGUUAUGGAGUGCUUCUAAACUUAUUUACCUCUGAUGCAGAAGUCAUGAAAGUUGCCUGGUCUGGUGUCUUGUUUGUUGCUGGAUCACAACCGGUCAAUGCAAUUGCAUUUGUUCUUGAUGGGCUCUACUAUGGUGUUUCAGACUUUGAGUAUGCUGCCUACUCUACGGUUGUAGCUGCAGUGAUCUCAUCAAUUAUUAUGCUACUUGUUGCUCCUGGUAAUGGUCUCCUUGGGGUUUGGACAGGGCUGUUUCUGUUCAUGAGCUUGCGUGUAGUUGCUGGAUGUUGGAGGUUGGGGACAAGGAGCGGACCAUGGAUCAGUGUUUGGUCUGAAACAGAUUAGAAGAAUUGCAGAUCCUUGAUCCCAUGCCAGCAUAAAGUCAGAAUCAAACACAUAUUGGUACUUUCAAGCCCUGUUGGAAGAUACUUCUGGAUUUCGUUAGCAGCAUGGCUUCUGGAGGGAUUGAGAGAUGAAGCCAUGGCAAUGUGAUUUGCUGCAGCGAUUUCACAGUUUAAUGUUGCUGGAGUUGGCAAUAUGCGAGCUUCCAUUGAUUAAACAGCGUAACACAGUUCCAACUCACAAUUAUUAAGGUGCAUACAUCUGUAACUUUUGACUGCUACCUGGAACUGCACAUAAUUGCUAUUCUGCUAUUACUUGUAAAUACUGACUGAAAAGUAUCAUCUUGAUAAUACCCUUAUUUGCUUUGCUCAUUUUUUUUCCUGUUUUCCUUGAUGUAAUCUGCAGUUUACUGAAUGUAUGACUUUUAACAUAUUCUCAGUGACCAUACAGCUGAAGCAAAAAAAAAAAACAAUUGUUGUAAAAUGCAAUGAUAAAAUUAUAGUGCAAUAUAAA
This is a messenger RNA of Chenopodium quinoa (quinoa), 2492 nucleotides long. Its product is annotated as protein DETOXIFICATION 44, chloroplastic-like. Gene Ontology annotation, cellular component: membrane. The record is from RefSeq and is a predicted model, not a curated record. The transcript is spliced from 14 exons. Lineage: Eukaryota; Viridiplantae; Streptophyta; Magnoliopsida; Caryophyllales; Amaranthaceae. Gene Ontology annotation, molecular function: antiporter activity; xenobiotic transmembrane transporter activity. Gene Ontology annotation, biological process: transmembrane transport. The coding region runs from base 339 to 1982 and encodes 547 amino acids.